Molecule: messenger RNA, 3586 nt
Organism: Tupaia belangeri chinensis (Chinese tree shrew)
Lineage: Eukaryota; Metazoa; Chordata; Mammalia; Scandentia; Tupaiidae
Gene: ZC3H12A
Product: zinc finger CCCH-type containing 12A
Biological process (GO): 3'-UTR-mediated mRNA destabilization
Cellular component (GO): nucleus; cytoplasmic ribonucleoprotein granule
Molecular function (GO): RNA endonuclease activity; mRNA binding
Source: RefSeq, a predicted model, not a curated record
CGGCCCCUCCGGUCCCACGGGUCCUGAGGACCCCUCCAACUUAGCCCAAGUUAGGGAAGCCGGGAAAGGGGCCCGAGUCCGGAGAGGGAACCGAGGGGACGCGGUCCUGGGGCCGCGGGAGAUCCGCGUCGCCGGCGCGCGCCAGCCAGCCAGCGUUCCCCAGCAACUUUUCUCCCGGGUGGGCCACCCCAGAAACUUGCCUUCCCGCGGUUUCGGGGUCCUGCCGCAGCCCUGGGCCGCCUGGGACUCGGCUCUGAGUGCCGGCCUGCGGCGAGCAGGGGGAGGCCAUGGCCUCACCGGGUGGCCCUGGCCCCUGGCGCACUUCCAACCUCAAGUUUCCAUCCACGGUCUCCGCCCCUGUCUUCUGGGUCUCCUGGGUCGGGAUGGGGCCGGGGUGGGAGAUGGAGUCCGACCAAGUGCAAAUCCUUGAGACCCCCCCCCAACAGCUGGCUGACCUUGAGCACGUUAUUAGUGUCUGUGCCUCAGUUUCCCCUUGUAUAGUGGAGAUGCUACUCCCUAGCUGAGAGAGGUCCUGAGAGGACAGCAGUGUGACCACGUGGAGAUAGCUUCAUACAGAGCCACCAGGGUCUCAGCCCCUGGACUAGGCUGGAGAGAGAGGGCCAGACAGACAGCAUUCCCACCCUGAGCCCUCUGCUUGUCCCACAGGAGCUGCGACGAGGACCCUCCAGGAGCCUGAGCUAUGAGUGGCCCCUGCGGAGAGAGCCGGGUCCAGGAACCCAGCCACACCAUGAGCCUGUGGGAGCGCGGGGAGAGCCGCAGUGGGCAGGGUGGCCCAGGGCCGGCCCAGGAGCCCACCGCCCAGGAGGCCUCCACUUCUGAGCUGCAGAUGAAGGUGGACUUCUUCCGAAAGCUGGGCUACUCGUCCACAGAGAUCCACAGUGUCCUGCAGAAGCUGGGGGUCCAGGCGGACACCAACACGGUGCUGGGCGAGCUGCUGAAACACGGGGUGGCCUCGGAGCGGGAGUCCAACCCCCGGGCCUCGCCGGACCCCGGCUCCCAACUCCCCUUGGUUCCCCGGGGCGGGGGCGCCCCGAAGGCACCCACCCUGGAGCCCUCCGUCCCAGAAGAGGACCAGGAAGGCAGUGACCUGAGGCCGGUGGUCAUCGACGGGAGCAACGUGGCCAUGAGCCACGGGAACAAGGAGGUCUUCUCCUGCCGGGGCAUUCUGCUUGCAGUGAACUGGUUUCUGGAGCGCGGCCACACAGACAUCACGGUGUUUGUGCCAUCCUGGAGGAAGGAGCAGCCGCGGCCCGAUGUGCCCAUCACAGACCAGCACAUCCUACGGGAACUGGAGAAGAAGAAGAUCCUGGUGUUCACACCGUCGCGGCGUGUGGGCGGCAAGCGCGUGGUGUGCUACGACGACCGCUUCAUCGUGAAGCUGGCCUUCGAGUCUGACGGCAUCGUGGUCUCCAACGACACCUACCGGGACCUGCAGGGCGAGCGGCAGGAGUGGAAGCGCUUCAUCGAGGAGCGAUUGCUCAUGUACUCCUUCGUCAACGACAAGUUCAUGCCGCCUGAUGACCCCCUGGGCCGGCACGGGCCCAGCCUGGACAACUUUCUGCGUAAGAAGCCACUGGCAGCCGAGCACCGGAAGCAGCCAUGUCCCUAUGGCAGGAAAUGCACUUACGGGAUCAAGUGCCGAUUCUUCCACCCCGAGCGGCCAAGCCGUCCCCAGCGCUCAGUGGCCGACGAGCUUCGUGCCAACGCCCUCCUCUUGCCUCCCACGGCUCCCGGCAAAGACAAGAGUGGCCGGCGGCCUUCACCCCCACCUCCGUCGGGCUCUCUGCCCACGGAGAGUGAGCAAUGCCACCCAGAUGGGAAGAAGCUGGGGGCACGGGCCUCCCCAGGGCCCCACCGGGAGGGGCUGACACAGACCUUUGCCCCAGCAGGCAGGAGCCUCCCACCCAGUGGGGGCAGUGGGGGCAGCGUCGGGCACACAGACUGGCUGCCCUGGACCCACAGCGGCUGGCUGCCGAGAUCCUCUCCUACAAGUCCCAGCACCCCAGUGAGUGACGGCCUGCACCCCCAGGGCCGCCCACACUCCCAGGGCUCUCAGGCCCCGAGCCCCCUGGAGGCUGGACAGAGGGAGGAUUAAAGUAGGGAAGAGAACCCACAAACCAAAGAUACCGUAGGAUUGGUCCUGGCCCAUGCGGCCCCUCGGCCAGCUGUCCGUCUGUCCGAUGGGUCAGGAGCGAUCACCCUGUUGAUACACAUUGUAUCUCUGUCGUUAAGGAGACGCUGCCAGUAACGGCUGUCGGUCCGUGGCUGAGGCCCAAACCCUCUUUUCUCUCGGAGGACGGGGAAGAAAGUCGGGGAGCAGAGGCCUGGCUGGGGCCUGUGCGCGGCCCCCAUCUCCGCCCCGUCCCCGGGAUGCCGGCCUCGGCUGGCUAGUUGGGCACUGUGUGUCCGCCCGCUAAGGGCCCUUCUAAGCCAAUGAGGCCUCCUCUGUGCCCUCUCUCUGGGCACGAGGCUUCAUGUUAGUAAGCAAGAUGCUUCUUAUUAACCCAGUCUCAUCGCCCCUGCCAGGUGUUGGGGCCCUCUGUCCCCAUCCUCCCUCCUCUGCUCAGACUCCCGCCCCCCCCAUAGGUGGGGUCAGGUGUGAACCAUGGACACCUUCCCAAAUGCAUCAAUAAAGUAUAACGUGAACCCUUGUAAGAGGCCAUGGCCUUUGUCACCGCGGGGGUUUGGGCUGGCCUUUGGUGACUGCACACCUACUCCCCCCUGGUACGGGGCUGCCACUCCACACCAGCUCUGACCCUUCUCCGGAAGGAAGGUGUCCAGGUUCGCCCGGAAGUGCUUGGUCCCCUUGGAGCCGGCACAUCUUCCCUGAGGCCUUGGGCUGGGCACGGCGGCGGCUGUGGCACAGGGCAGGGGUGGGGCUGGGGAGGUGUAGAAGGGUGGAGAGUUCCGGGCUGGACCCCGGCCUGGGGGUAAGGCAGCAGGAUCCAGCAUGGCUGGCAGCGGUCUGAGGCCCAGCAGGGCGAGAAACGCCGGGCAUGUGUGGGUGCACACCCAGAACCCUGAAAGGAGGUAGAAGGGGCUGUGGCGUGCCCGUGCUUCCUCCUUCCCCUGGCUGGCAAGUCCACACACCUGCUAGCCAAAAAUAGACAGGGUUGGGAGUUCUGUGAGUGCAGCAUGGGAGGAGUGGCCCCGGGGACAGGACCGGGCUGACCUGGCUGAGAAGGGCUGUGGGAGCCCUCGGUGCCCAGCUGCGACCCCAUCCUCCCAACAGCGCUGUGUGCCAGAGCCAGGGCGCGACCGGGCAGGGAGUGCUGGGCAGCAGCCGGCAGGGUGAUGCCCAGGUGACCGGGAGAUCAGGCCCUGGUCCCAAAUCCAGGAAGAGCCUCUGCUACUGUUAGGUCCUUCAGGGCAGGCGACGGCCCCUCUCUGGGUCUCGGUCUCCUCAGCAGUGAAAUGGGUCACAGUGGAGCCCCUUACACGGCUCCCAAGGGACAGCAUGUUGGGUAGGUGGGCAAAGGCCUGACACAGUGAGACCCCGCUUAGAGUCUCUGGGGAUGGGGCUCUGGACUCCCACGUGGCCGACCCCUAUUUGAGUCCUGGACCU